Messenger RNA from Heterostelium album PN500, 1233 nucleotides. Its product is annotated as FNIP repeat-containing protein. The transcript has a single exon. The record is from RefSeq and is a predicted model, not a curated record. NCBI's taxonomy places the organism in Eukaryota, Evosea, Eumycetozoa, Acytosteliales, Acytosteliaceae. Bases 1 to 1233 code for a protein of 410 amino acids.
AUGAUAUUGAAUUCAAAUGUAGUUAAACUAAAGGGAAUAUCAAGUUUACCAAGUGCAUUGCCAGUGAAUUUAACAUCAAUAACAUUUGGAGCAGAGUUCGAUGAUGCAUUGUUGGCAGGUUAUCUUCCACCGAAUCUAAAGAAAUUAAAAUUCUCAUGGGAUUGCAUUUUUAAUCAACCUAUCAGAUCAGGUGUUCUUCCAAAUACAUUGGAGAAACUAUCAUUUAGCGAGUACUUCAAUCAAGCACUCGAACCGAAUGUAUUACCAUCAUCUUUAACAUAUUUAGAAUUGGGAUAUGAUUAUUCUCAUACACUUCAAGUUGGAUCACUCCCUCCAAAUCUUAGAGUUCUAAUUCACCACGGUUUUAGCGAGAUAUCAAAUGGAGUAUUACCAAAAUCACUUUGCACUUUGAAAGGCGCAGCUUUAUCAUGGAUUCCAUUCAUCAAACCACUUCCCAAUCUCACAGCAUUAUCAUUCUUUCAUGUUACUACAAAUAUCACAUUAGACUUGUCAAAUCUGCCAGCUUCUCUCACCAGUUUAGAUAUCAAUGCUACAUGUCGUCUCACGUCAACUGUAUCACCUUCAAUCAAACAUCUCAAUCUUACAGGCUUAUCAUAUGAUAUCGAUGAGAUAUUCAAAGAUCGAUCGCAAUAUCAUUUCGAGGAAUUAAGUGUCGAUGCAUUCAAACAAGAAUCACUCGACAAUCUAAAGAUCAAAGAAUUGAUAUUGCGAUUUCCAGUCAAUGUUAGACAGGGGACUUUAAGAGAUAUUCCAUGUGGUGUGGAGACUUUAAAUUUUGGAACAAAUCAACAAAUUAAAAUCAGAACAAAGCAAAAUGAAUUUCCAUCAUCAUUGAGGAAGAUUAUUUUUCAAAACUGUUCUACAAUCAGUUCACUUGAUUUCCAAAUUCCAAACACUAUCGAAGAAGUAGUGAUACAAGAGAUAUUAUACGUUGAUAAUGGAUAUCCAUUCACGAGUGAAUUGAUUCCAAACUCUGUGAAAUCAAUGACUGUUCCUUCUUCAAUGAUAGAGUAUGCUUUUCUUUUUGAUAGACUUCCAUCAGUGACCAAUAUUUGUUUUGCUAGAAUCAAAAAUAGAGUGGAUCUACAAGUUCGAAAGAUUUAUGGCUACCAUUAUCUCAUUUUUGGGCAAUAUAAUGACAAAUUCAUUGCUGCAAUUGUAUCAAGUCUUUUGUCAGAAUUCAUUGACAACAUGAUUGAAGAUGAACAAUAA